This is a messenger RNA of Sesamum indicum (sesame), 1025 nucleotides long. RefSeq lists its product as uncharacterized. The record is from RefSeq and is a predicted model, not a curated record. NCBI's taxonomy places the organism in Eukaryota, Viridiplantae, Streptophyta, Magnoliopsida, Lamiales, Pedaliaceae.
CUCUAACCCCUUCAAGUACAUAUUCUAAUUUCAAUUUUUUUGUUCAACUACCUAAUUUUCUCCAUACCAUGAUAUAUGGCUGUUAGCCAAUUUUAGUCUAUGAUGAUAUUAAGCAUUUAAACAAAAUAUAGUAUGAUAUGGAUGUGAUAGUGUCGCCUACCUUUCAAGCUCAACGUGCACGCCUCUUAAUCCUUCUUUUUUGUGGUGAUCAUCCACUAACUCACAUGAUCUUCCCCUCCAGCUCCUGUAACUCUGGAGGCAUACUUUAAAUCUAGACUGAGGUCACAAAUUAGUUUGAGCUAGAGAAGGGAACUGGAUUUUGCAGUGGAAAUGGAUGGUUCUAAGAGUACAGUUUCCGAGGCAGAAGCUGAAACCAUAACCGGUAGUGAUGAAGGGAAAAAAGAUGCUGCAGAGAGCAGCUCAGUGGAAGGGAAGAUGGGAGAGGGGUUGGGUCAAAUUCUUGAAGCUGGGACUCACCUGGACUCGGUUGUGAAGCCUUACGUAGAAGAAUUCACUGAAGCUGCAAAAUCCCUGCUGGAGAAUGUAACUGAAGUGGGAAAAGAAGUUGAGAAGUUGGUUCUUGUGUCUGAUCCAUGGGCUCCUCUGAAGAAAAUGGGAACUGAGGAGACAUUGCCAACUUCAGAAAACGUUGGGGAAUCGUCUGAGGAUGUUAAGUCUGUGUCCAGGGAAGCUGCUGCAGACUCCAAAGAAGCAGAGAUGCAUUCUCGGCCAUUUGUUGAUGUGACAACAGCAACACAGGCUUCGUGGAUGAACUGUUGCGGUUUGCUUGAUGUUCUGCGACCUUCUGAUCAGUGAUUCUGAGGGCAGAAAAUAUAUGCUCACUCUUUCUGGGUGUGUUCCUGGCAGAACAUAGCAAUGCUGAAUGCUCAAACGUGCAGCACAGAACUCAACUUCAGAAGAAUUUGUGUCAGAAUUUUGUGUUAGCAUAUUCACCGCGAUCAUGUCAAUUCUUGGAUUUUUUAAAAGAUUUAGUUGAAGAAAUCUGUCGGGUUGUCUCAUUUUUC